Drosophila suzukii is the source of this 634-nucleotide messenger RNA. RefSeq lists its product as uncharacterized. The record is from RefSeq and is a predicted model, not a curated record. Lineage: Eukaryota; Metazoa; Arthropoda; Insecta; Diptera; Drosophilidae. Gene Ontology annotation, molecular function: chitin binding. Gene Ontology annotation, cellular component: extracellular region.
AUCGAGAAUGCAGCAAUCUUUGCGCUUUGAAUUCCUAUUGAUCGCUUACGGCAUUAUUCUCGUUGUCUGGGGAAUCAAUGGCCUAAACAUUCCCGAGUGCAGUGGUCAAAAUGGAAUUAUCAACAAUACCCGAACGAACUGCAGUUACUCCUUCAUCAAUUGUUCCGCGGAGGAUUCGAUGUUUUGCACGGACAACAGGACCUGUAAUGCCAACUUCACCUGUGGCGACAUAGACCAUGUGGAUAAUACGACUGCCGCACCGAUCUUAACUACUCCGAGUGUUAUAACUACACCUUCAACAACCGCCUCACCCUCCGAUGUUCGACGUCAGUGUCGUCAGGGUGUGACCAAGAGGUUUAGUUAUCCACAGAAUUGCAACUAUUUCUACUACUGCGUGGAUGGCUUUCUACUUGUGGAGCAGUGUCCUAUUGGCUAUGCCUUCGAUUCCCGAACUGGAGCUUGCGGUGGUCUUAUUAGAAACUCUGACGAUUGUGCGUUGAAGUAGAGAAAAGGGCAAAAAAUCACAAACCACUUUUAAUUAAGCCUCUUGUCAUGUCAAAUAAAAUCAUUAUAGAAAAUAAAAUGAAUUUAGAGUCUUAUCAGUGAACAAGCAAACCGAACCGUAUUUCCACCU